UUCUAUGUUGUCGUUGUCCUAUUCUCAAAUAAGUUAGGCCUGCAGAGACAGCUGCAAACUCUAUUCCUAAUUAAAGAAAUCCAUUUUAUCAGGAGUUUUCACAGACAGUAAAAGACGGAUAUCUAAUAGACGAAAAUCUGGUUGUUGAAUUGUAGUUCUGCCUGAAGGGGCAUCUGCGGAGCUGCCCACAAACGAGACACUCGAUGUUUCAAAUGUUUAAAUUUCAGCAAGACAAGGACGACAAAAUGAUUGCCCGAAGAUAUUCACCGCCUCCACCUGAUCCAUAUCCUUUACCAAGUCUUCGUUUGGUCAUUCUCUGUGUUUCCGUGGCAGUAGCUCUGAGUAUGGUCGUUGUUAUUCUCCUCAUCGACGUCCGUCCUCCACCUCUGUCAGACAUAUUUCUUUCGCCUGUGUACUUUCCACUCGGACAGAGUUUGCAAGUGAAGACGAGACGAUGGUCAAGAAACGAGAAACUGUGUUCAAAUUAUGGCGUGCCAAAACUGAUAAUAAAUGUAACUGACACCCUUUGUGGUCAAGCUGUUUGGCAAAGUACGGCAGAUACAGAAGAAGGGGACCGUUACGUAAACAAAGUGGAUACAAUUUACAGAUUUUUCAGAAAUGAAAGCACUGCUUUGCAAUACUUUCAAAAUUACUGGGGUAAUGUACCCCUUCCCUUACCAUUUGAACUAUACAGUGAUGAAACUCCUACUGCACCAACAGCUGGCAGUGAAUUUUCAGCAUUCAAGUGGGACCCUGUAGCUGUGUACAAUGACAAGACUGAAGAAGAAGUUUCAAAAAUCCAUCAUAGAUGUGGCACAAAAGGAUGCAGCUCAGUUUUUAAGCAUAUUCUAUAUCUCUUUAGGUAUAAAAAUGUGUUUGCAAGGCUGGUUAUCCAUGGAUUCAAUGACAGCAGAGAUUCAAGGCUUGGAGUUGAAUUUGCUGGAAGGCUUGCUGGCAUCAUGGUUGAUCUCAUUACUCAGAACCAACCAUCAUCUCUUGAUGCAUUUAUCAUCAAUUUCCAGUCAGGAGUCAGAUUUCUGACCCGCACAUUACCAGUUGGUUUGCUGAAUAAAGCGUACUUGGCUGUGUUUAUGCUAGGUCAAGGAGUUAUAGCUUUGUUUGACCUCGACUCUUGGAUCGCUGUAAUGGAGCUUGUUAGCCACCAAUUGCGUUUACUGUGGCAGCACUUAAUCGAUGCAUCUGUGAAGGAUUUGUACUUCUUAGCAGUUGCUGGCUUACUGCUUUUAAUUCACAGAACACAAACAUUUCUCACGCCUUAUGACGAGAUGAACAACAUGCACAACAAAUGCCGCAGUAUGCUAACAAGCGCUGUUGAGAAGGCACGUCGUCAGACUGUUCAAGUUAAGGACGACAUUCUGCUUCAACCAUGAACCAUCAUUCUAUUUAGUUGGAUUCAGGACUGGAAUAAUUUACUUUCGAACGCAUCUAGGGUUGGGAAAGCUUAAAUUGUUAUUAGUGGUGUUAGUGUUUUUGUUGUGUCUAUUCCUCUGCAUAACCACUUACGUUUAGCGUAAUUAGGUAAAUUUAAGUAUAAACUGCAUCAAGUAAGGCUUAUUUUUGCUCCAAGCAAUCUGUGUUAGACAAUGGGAGGCGGUCAGACUAUCGAUAUGCCAAACUACCUCUGGCAUACAGAAGUAAAAAAACAAUAUCAAUUCAAAUGUAUUAACAAACCCUCUCUUAUAAUAAAAGUUGGCCUUCAUUUGUUGCCUUAAAAUCUUAAAAUUUUCUUUACCUACCAAAUACUUAUUUCUUAUGUAUAGUACAUAAUGUGUGACGUGCUUUGUGUAAAUGUGAAACUUGUUGUGUAGCAGGUAAGCUGCUCCACCCCAAUUAUGAAGCAGAAUGUGUUUUAUUUAUUCUAAUUAAAUGUCAUCGCUUUAUAGUUUUGUUGUUAAGCUAAACUGUUAAGGUAAAAUCAAUAACAAUGCCAAAAGGUUGAGGAUCUCAUUGAAUAUCAAUAUUGGAUUUGGUGGAAAUAUUUCUCUUUUUUCUUUAAAUGUAUGAGGUACUGAAUUUUU
Rhopilema esculentum is the source of this 2039-nucleotide messenger RNA. RefSeq lists its product as uncharacterized. NCBI's taxonomy places the organism in Eukaryota, Metazoa, Cnidaria, Scyphozoa, Rhizostomeae, Rhizostomatidae. The record is from RefSeq and is a predicted model, not a curated record.